Messenger RNA from Phyllostomus hastatus (greater spear-nosed bat), 2491 nucleotides. RefSeq names its product DEAD-box helicase 1 (gene DDX1). Bases 61 to 2283 code for a protein of 740 amino acids. The transcript is spliced from 26 exons. The record is from RefSeq and is a predicted model, not a curated record. Gene Ontology annotation, molecular function: ATP binding; RNA helicase activity; protein binding. Lineage: Eukaryota; Metazoa; Chordata; Mammalia; Chiroptera; Phyllostomidae.
CAGCGCAGCGUGUCCUGCGGAGGGAGGGAGCGCGAGCCGCGCCGCGGAGGACGGGCGAAGAUGGCGGCGUUCUCCGAGAUGGGUGUUAUGCCGGAAAUCGCACAAGCCGUGGAAGAGAUGGAUUGGCUUCUCCCAACUGAUAUCCAGGCGGAGUCCAUCCCGCUGAUCCUAGGAGGCGGCGAUGUGCUUAUGGCUGCAGAAACAGGAAGUGGAAAAACUGGUGCCUUCAGUAUUCCCGUCAUCCAGAUCGUGUACGAGACUCUGAAGGACCAGCAGGAAGGCCGGAAAGGGAAAACGACCAUCAAGACUGGUGCUUCAGUGCUCAACAAGUGGCAGAUGAACCCGUACGACAGAGGAUCUGCUUUUGCCAUCGGGUCGGACGGGCUGUGCUGCCAGAGCAGAGAGGUGAAGGAGUGGCACGGGUGCAGAGCCACCAAAGGGCUGACGAAAGGGAAGCACUACUACGAGGUGUCCUGCCACGACCAGGGGCUGUGCCGCGUCGGGUGGUCUUCCAUGCAGGCUUCCUUAGAUCUCGGUACUGACAAGUUUGGAUUUGGCUUUGGUGGGACAGGAAAGAAAUCCCAUAAUAAACAAUUUGAUAAUUAUGGAGAGGAGUUCACCAUGCACGACACCAUCGGGUGUUACCUGGAUAUAGACAAAGGGCAUGUCAAGUUCUCCAAAAAUGGAAAAGAUCUUGGCCUGGCGUUUGAAAUACCAGCACAUCUGAAGAACCAAGCCCUCUUUCCUGCCUGCGUGUUGAAGAAUGCUGAACUAAAAUUUAACUUUGGUGAAGAAGACUUUAAGUUUCCACCGAAAGACGGUUUUGUAGCUCUCUCCAAGGCGCCAGACACUUAUGUUGUCAAAUCGCAGCACACAGGCAGCGCGCAGGUGGCGCAGACCAAGUUCCUGCCCAACGCCCCCAAGGCGCUCAUCGUCGAGCCCUCCCGGGAGCUGGCCGAGCAGACUCUGAACAACGUCAAGCAGUUCAAGAAGUACGUCGACAACCCGAAAUUAAGGGAGCUUCUGAUCAUUGGAGGUGUUGCAGCUCGGGAUCAGCUGUCUGUCCUGGACAACGGGGUAGAUAUAGUCGUGGGCACCCCGGGAAGACUAGAUGAUUUGGUGUCGACGGGAAAGCUGAACUUGUCCCAAGUUAGAUUCCUGGUCCUGGACGAGGCCGAUGGGCUUCUUUCUCAAGGUUACUCUGACUUUAUAAAUAGGAUUCACAGCCAGAUUCCUCAGAUUACCUCUGAUGGAAAAAGACUUCAGGUGAUUGUUUGCUCUGCUACUUUGCAUUCUUUUGAUGUCAAGAAGCUGUCUGAGAAGAUCAUGCAUUUUCCCACGUGGGUCGAUCUGAAAGGAGAAGACUCCGUUCCGGAUACCGUGCACCACGUCGUCGUCCCCGUGAACCCCAAAGCGGACAGGCUCUGGGAGAGGCUUGGGAAGAACCACAUCAGAACAGAUGAGGUGCACGCAAAAGAUAACACACGGCCUGGAGCUAACAGUGCGGAGAUGUGGUCCGAAGCCAUCAAGGUCCUGAAGGGGGAGUACGCCGUGCGGGCAAUCAAGGAGCACAAGAUGGACCAAGCGAUCAUCUUCUGCAGAACCAAAAUCGACUGUGACAACCUGGAGCAGUACUUCAUGCAGCAGGGAGGAGGACCGGAUAAAAAAGGACACCAGUUCUCCUGUGUGUGUCUUCACGGUGACAGAAAGCCUCAUGAGAGAAAGCAAAACUUGGAAAGAUUUAAGAAAGGCGAUGUCAGGUUCUUGAUUUGCACAGAUGUAGCUGCCAGAGGAAUUGAUAUCCAUGGCGUUCCUUACGUUAUAAACGUCACCCUGCCCGAUGAGAAGCAGAACUACGUGCACCGCAUCGGCCGCGUGGGGAGAGCGGAGAGGAUGGGGCUGGCCAUCUCCCUGGUGGCGACAGAAAAGGAGAAGGUCUGGUACCACGUGUGCAGCAGCCGCGGGAAGGGCUGCUACAACACGAGGCUCAAGGAGGACGGGGGCUGCACCAUCUGGUACAACGAGAUGCAGCUGCUGUCUGAGAUAGAAGAGCACCUGAACUGCACCAUUUCCCAGGUGGAGCCGGAUAUAAAGGUGCCAGUGGAUGAAUUCGAUGGGAAAGUGACCUAUGGUCAGAAAAGAACAGCUGGUGGUGGGAGCUACAAAGGCCACGUGGAAGUGCUGGCACCUACGGUUCAGGAGCUGGCCGCCCUGGAGAAGGAGGCGCAGACGUCCUUCCUGCACCUUGGCUACCUCCCCAACCAGCUGUUCAGAAGCUUCUGAUUUUCGCAAACCCCGAGUAAGAUUUGAGUGAGAAAGGUCUGUAGCCUCAAAACUCUAAACCAGUUGAACUGCUUCCAAGCAGCAAUAUUUAUAGUAACUGAAGCUGUUAAUGCUGACUCUUGCAUGUCAGGAAACACGGAACGUUAGUCCUCCGAAUUGUUCUUAAAAUGACAACCUAACGAAAGUAAUAAACUUGGUGAUGACUGUA